UCGCGCCUUGUGUUGUGUGAGGAGCGGAUCUUUACUUUCUCCGUCCAGAGUGCUCCAGAGACACUAAUACCCCGCCAGUAAGAGGUUUACCUGCCCUGAAGCUGAGGUCUGUGUCGGAGGAUUGUACGAAUAAACUCCACUGAUUUUAUUUCCACACGAAAAACGGAGCGACAUUUCAUCCUGGAGAUCUCCAGUGUUUUGAUGUCACAUUCCUGAAGUUUUUUGAAGAACCCAGAAAGCUGACCUGACGGCAGACAACAAGGCUUGCCGGAGAUCAUAAACUUCAUCCCUUCAUGCCUUCUGUCUGAGGAGGGAUAAAGAGUGUAUGUGUUUUGAAGAGGAUCUGGUGUUUGCUUGGAUAUGGCUUUUCUGUGUAUGAGAGAAAGACACAGAGAACUGAUCUGAGGUCAAGGCCUUCCUCCUCCUCUCCCCCGGAGUCACAUGACAGCGUGAGGCACAAUCCCCGGGGUUGCUAUCGCUACACUGACCGACCUAAAUACUUGUAUACUCAGUCAGAGAAGCAACACAGACUGGAUCUCUCAGUUGGGAGCAGAGGGAGCUAGAAGAGCUUCUUGCUUUACGAGCUGUUCGUUUACAUUCAGCUUCAUUUCUCCUGCUGGUGUUAAUCACCCUGAGAAACUGACUGCAACGCAGUGAGUGUACCCAAGGACACUUCUCCUCUCACAUAAAGAAUUUUCUCUGAAUCAUCUCACGUCAACCUGCCAGAAGCAAAAUGCCGGCAAAGACACCAAUGUACUUAAAAACUACAACUCCAAAGAAGGGAAAGAGGCUGAGGCUUCGUGACGUCCUUUCAGGUGAUAUGAUCAGCCCCCCUCUGGGCGACGUACGUCACAGCGCCCACGUGGGGCCCGAGGGGGAGGGUGACAUGUUUGGAGACGUUGGUUUCCUGCAGGGUAAGAUGGACAUGUUGCCGAGUCUGAGUCGGAUGCAGGACGGGCGGUCUCACAGCGUGGAGAGACGGCUGGGCGACAGCUUUGCUGCAAGACAGGACUCACACAACUAUGCCUUCAAUGGUUACCACUAUCAGCACACCGCUGAUGGCCUGCUGAAGACCACCAUCUCCAUGCCUGUGUUCAUCGCCCACGAACAGGCUCCACCCAAACCCCCACGCCUCCACCUGGACGACCCCUCCCCAUCUUCUUUGCCUUCCCAGCAAAACCACUUCCACCUCCAUCGGCAGCCCACGGACACAAGCCACAAACAGGCCAAUGGUCACACAGACAGCCACAGCCAGCUCUUUGAGAAUGGUGUAGUGGGCCGUUUGGCAUCAGAGCCCUGCCGUGACAUCUCCCUCUCCCCCGCCAUCCGCAGGCUCGUCCCCUCCUCUGGCUCCUUCUCAGAGGUCUCCUCUGAGGACUCCAUGUCAGAAACCUGUGGGCCCCUGGACGUUCGCCGGGGCCUCAGCUUGGACUCUGAUGCUGGCCUAAGCAACGAGGAUCUGAGGAGUGAACGCAGUGAUUCGCCUUGCACUGCCUUCCACCCAGCCAGUCUCACAGUCUCAUCUGGGGUGUCGCGAUCAGACUCUAUGGCAGGGUUAGACCUAGAUCUGGGCCCAUCUAUCAUGGAGGACGUCCUGAGUAUCAUGGACCGCUACAAGAGUGAGGACAACCGUUGUGAGCUAUGAAGAAAGAUAGUUGCGAUGUACCAAUAUUGUUUUUUAUACAUUGUUUAAUAAAUCCUUAAAGACUUUGUAAAUAUUUGAAAGGAGCACAAAGGAUGGAGGAGUGGAGGACGAAGACUCGACAGCUGAGUUCAAAAUUCACUGAAAGAUUUAAAAAAGCUGAGAAGCAGUUGGACAAUGGGAUGCUGCUCCCUGACAUGACAACAGCCAAGGCAACAGGCUGGUCCUGAGGAGCCUUUAUCUAAGCUGAACCUCAUUAACACAUCACCGUGUUAUCACAAACACAUUCCCCUUUUCGUUGGACAAAAUAACAGCUACAACCCACAUUGUAUUGUCUCUUAAUCUGACUUAUGAGGAGAAUUUCACUGCUUGUCAGUGGUUAAGAAUUGCCAGCUGAGUCAGACAUAAAUGUGUCAAGAUGGACUCUGGAAGAAAUCAGCAGCUGUGAACAAAAUUCAGGAGCAGCAGGACACACUUAUCCACUGUGGAAACCACAGCUGCAUGAUAAAUAAUGUCUUACAACUUCAGAGGUUCAAAUUACACAUGCUCGGUCAGGCUGAACUGAACUGCAAAAACACGUAGUUUUAUCCUGAAGGGCAUAUUCUUUCCUAAUUCAUCUUGGCUGCCAGAACAUUUUCAGAAGACUCAAUAUUAAUAUAUUCACCAGUUUACUGUAUUGAUUCAAUGCCAGAUGAAAUGUGAAUAAUUCUGAUUUUACUGUACUUCUGUAAAAGAUGAAGAUUUAAGUUAAAGGUCCAGUGUGUAGGAUUUAAGGGGAAAUGGAAUAAUAUAAUAAGUAUGGUUUCUUUAGAGUAUAAUCACCUGGUAAUAAGAAUAGUUGUGUUUAAUUUUUUUGGGAUGAGCCAUUUAUAUCUACAUCUCUGCGAAUAAUUUGACUCCUGAUAAAAACCUCCUGAAGAGGGAACACUGACGGAAUCCAGCUGGGAGUCCUCGAUUGGCACAUGGAAAGUUGCAGCUGGUUGCAAUUCACAAUCCUCACUAUUAGAUGCCACCAAAUCCUACACACUGCUCCUUUAAAAUGGUCUCUAGACAUUUCAGUGUCUUUCUUUUGAUCAGAGGGAAACUGAAGAAGCUAAUUCUGUAGGUAAUACAAAGCUGUAAGUGUAAGAGAUGUGCUGCUUGCUAGAUCAUUUUUCAAAUAUUGGUCUUUUCAAAAACACUCUUCUUCCAUUUUGUGGCUUACUGUUGGCCUCUUGAACAUUCACUGUCUGCAUUAUCAUGGUAGCCUAUUAUUCAAAUGUCAUUUAUGCUGUAUAUAUAUAUCAUUGUAA
Molecule: messenger RNA, 2934 nt
Organism: Epinephelus fuscoguttatus (brown-marbled grouper)
Lineage: Eukaryota; Metazoa; Chordata; Actinopteri; Perciformes; Serranidae
Exons: 2
Coding region: 734-1645 (303 amino acids)
Source: RefSeq, a predicted model, not a curated record